AUGACUCCGAUCGAACGUAUCACGGAGGAUUUGGAGAAGCCAGAGUUGGACGACCGCUCAUACCGCGUCAUUCGUCUCCCAAAUAAGCUGGAGGCUCUCCUGGUACAUGACCCUGACACUGAUAAGGCGAGUGCUGCAGUCAACGUCAAUGUGGGCAACUUCUCCGACCAAGAUGAUAUGCCGGGCAUGGCACACGCUGUAGAGCAUCUUCUGUUCAUGGGUACCAAGAAGUUUCCUGUCGAAAACGCCUACAACCAAUACCUUGCCUCGCAUUCGGGCUCAUCAAACGCAUAUACGGCCGCCACCGAAACAAACUAUUUCUUUGAAGUCUCGGCAACGGGCGACUCGAGCGAAUCCGGAUCAGAUGGUAAAAGCACCCCAACCGAUCGGACGAGUGCCUCAAACGGCACAGUCGCCACCGGAACGGAGGAGAGUAAAUCACCCUUAUAUGGGGCCCUCGACCGAUUCGCCCAAUUUUUCAUAGAGCCCCUCUUUUUGGAGUCGACUUUAGAUAGGGAACUGCAGGCUGUCGACUCGGAAAACAAGAAAAACCUCCAGAGCGACCUGUGGCGACUAAUGCAGCUGAACAAGUCCCUUUCCAACCCCGCGCAUCCCUACCACCACUUUUCCACUGGUAACUUGCAGACCCUGAAGGAGGAUCCCCAGAAGCGUGGCCUGGAUAUUCGGAGCGAAUUCAUUCGGUUCUAUGAGAAGCACUACUCGGCCAACCGAACGAAGUUGGUAGUCCUGGGCCGGGAAAGUCUAGACACUUUGGAGCGAUGGGUCGCUGAACUGUUUUCUGAUGUAGAAAACAAGGAUCUGCCCCAGAACCGCUGGGACCAUGUGCAGCCCUUUUCGGAGGCCGACAUGUGCACCCAAGUCUUUGCAAAGCCUGUCAUGGAAUCCCGAUCGAUGGACAUGUACUUUCCGUUCUUGGAUGAACAGGAUCUGUAUGAUUCCCGUCCCAGCCGGUAUAUCAGCCACCUGAUUGGCCAUGAAGGUCCCGGGAGUGUACUCUCGUAUCUGAAGGCCAAGGGCUGGGCCAAUGGUCUCUCAGCGGGGGCUAUGCCUAUCUGCCCAGGAUCUGCCUUCUUCACCAUCUCCGUGCGUCUGACACCCGAGGGUCUCAAACAGUAUCGAGAGGUUGCAAAGGUGAUUUUCGAGUACAUUGCUAUGAUCAAGGAGCGGGAACCAGAGCAGUGGAUCUUCGAUGAGAUGAGGAAUCUGUCUGAGGUGGAUUUCCGUUUUAUGCAGAAGAUCCCUGCCAGUCGGUUCACCAGCAAUCUGAGUAGUGUGAUGCAGAAACCCUUGGACCGCAAAUGGCUUAUUAGCGGAGGGCUGCUUCGACGCUUCGACGCGGACCUGAUUAAGCAAGCUCUAUCGUACCUGCGUGCGGACAACUUCCGUCUUAUCGUUGUGUCGCAAGACUUCCCUGGCGAAUGGGAUGAGAAGGAAAAAUGGUAUGGUACUGAGUACAAGGUGGAAAAAAUCCCCAAGGACUUCCUUUCCGGGCUCGAAGCGGCUCUGAAAUCGACGGAUGCGACCCGCACUUCUAAUGUGCACAUGCCUCAUAAGAAUGAGUUUGUGCCGACUCGACUCACCGUCGAGAAGAAGGAGGUUGACGAACCUGCGAAGACGCCAAAGCUCAUUCGACACGAUGAUCGUGUUCGGCUAUGGUACAAGAAGGACGACCGCUUCUGGGUUCCAAAGGGAACAAUCCAUGUGACGCUGCGUAAUCCACUCGUGUGGGCGACACCGGCAAACCUCAUCAAAACCAGGCUCUACUGCGAGCUUGUUCGGGACGCUUUAGACGAAUAUUCCUACGACGCCGAACUCGCUGGAUUGGAUUAUCACCUCUCUGCGAACAUCUUGGGUCUCGACAUUUCGGUCGGAGGCUAUACUGACAAGAUGUCCGUUCUCCUCGAGAAGGUGCUGACUACCAUGCGCGACUUGACUAUCAACCAAGACCGCUAUGAUAUCAUUACUGAGCGGCUUGCACGAGCCUUCCGUAAUGCCGAAUACCAGCAGCCUUUCUACCAGGUUGGUGACUACACACGGUAUUUGCUGUCCGAGCGGAGCUGGAUCAAUGAGCAGUAUAUCGAGGAGUUGGAGCAUGUCACAUCUCACGAUGUUAUCAAGUUCUUUCCUCAGCUGUUGGAACAAACUCAUAUUGAAGUUUUGGCCCACGCUCAGUGGUACCUGCGGCGCAACAUGAUGUUUGCCCCUGGCAGCAACUAUGUCUACCCGCACACGCUGAAAGACCCUGCCAACAUCAACCACUGUAUUGAGUACUAUCUAUAUAUCGGUCUCUUCUCAGACGCCGUCCUUCGAUCAAAGCUUCAGCUGUUUGCCCAGAUGACCGACGAGCCUGCAUUUGACCAAUUGCGGAGCAAGGAACAGCUGGGGUAUGUGGUGUGGAGUGGCUCUCGCUACAGCGCAACAACCAUGGGCUAUCGGGUGAUCAUCCAAAGCGAGCGUAACGCGCCGUAUCUGGAGUCUCGGAUUGAAUCCUUCCUUCGAGAGUUUGGAACCUCGCUUGAGAAAAUGCCGGAAGAUGAGUUUGACGGCCACAAGCGAAGUGUUAUCAACAAGCGGUUAGAGAAGCUCAAGAACCUUGGCUCUGAGACAGGUCGAUACUGGUCGCAUAUCGGAUCGGAGUUCUUUGACUUCUUGCAGCAUGAAAAGGAUGCAGCCAAUGUGCGCACUUUGACCAAGGCUGAUUUGAUCGAAUUCUACCACCAAUACAUCGACCCGGAUUCCCCCACCCGAGCCAAGCUCGCCAUUCAUCUGAAUGCCCAGGGUGGUGUGAAUGCCAAGGAAAUCAGUGCGGGCCAUAAACGCGCUAGUCUUGUCGAAGCCAUCGAAAAGCAACUCGGAGUGGCCGGAUAUCCUGUAGACCCCCACCGGCUGGCUAGCGCGUUCGCUGAAUUAGACAUGGCCUUGGUUGAUAAUGCGCAAGUCCUGUUUAUAAUCAAGACUUUCCUCGCCACGGACUUGAGUCUUUCGCCGGAGCAGAUCGCCCCCGUCGCCGAGAAGAUGGAAAAGAUCCUCGGAAUGCAGCUUAAGGUCCUUGGGCUACUACCGCCCACUAAAGAUGAACAAGCGGUGACUUCUAAGGAUCUGUCUCCCACUGAAAUACAAGCGGCUACGACGAUUACUGACGUUUCUACAUUCAAAGCCAGUCUUCCUGUCAGCGCAGGACCUGUCCCCGUGUCUGAUCUCACGGAGUUCGAGGAUUUUGACGCGAAGCUGUGA
Penicillium chermesinum is the source of this 3255-nucleotide messenger RNA. RefSeq lists its product as uncharacterized. The coding region runs from base 1 to 3255 and encodes 1084 amino acids. NCBI's taxonomy places the organism in Eukaryota, Fungi, Ascomycota, Eurotiomycetes, Eurotiales, Aspergillaceae. The record is from RefSeq and is a predicted model, not a curated record. Gene Ontology annotation, biological process: peptide catabolic process. The transcript is spliced from 3 exons. Gene Ontology annotation, molecular function: metalloendopeptidase activity; metal ion binding. Gene Ontology annotation, cellular component: mitochondrion; cytosol.